CUGGGAGCACUUUCAUACCUUGGCUUCUGUGUUUUGCCGGGCGAGCUUUUCAUCCUCCUUUUCUGUUGACGGAGCCCAGCCCGGCCUGCCAUCAUGGAUCAGACGGAGAAGGCUUUCCAGAAGCAGCCUACUGUCUUCCUUAACUCCAAGGCAGUACGUGAGAAGGGCGGCAAAGCCAAGCGCCAUCUGCGCAAGGUUGGCUUGGGCUUCAAGACCCCCAGAGAGGCCAUUGAGGGGACCUAUAUUGACAAGAAGUGUCCCUUCACUGGUAAUGUGUCCAUCCGUGGCCGCAUCUUGACUGGCGUGGUGCAGAAGCUGAAGAUGCAGCGCACCAUCACUAUCAGGAGAGACUACCUUCACUAUGUGAGGAAAUACAACAGGUUUGAGAAGCGCCACAGGAACAUGUCCGUGCACUUGUCUCCCUGUUUCAGGGAUGUUAAGCCUGGUGAUAUUGUGACUGUGGGAGAGUGCCGACCUCUAUCCAAGACUGUCCGCUUCAAUGUACUCAAGGUCAGCAAGGCACCCGGCACCAAGAAGCAAUUCCAAAAAUUCUAAUAAAGAAUAAGAGAAAGUUAA
Messenger RNA from Eriocheir sinensis (Chinese mitten crab), 576 nucleotides. It is a transcript of the gene RpS11, whose product is annotated as 40S ribosomal protein S11-like. The record is from RefSeq and is a predicted model, not a curated record. Bases 94 to 555 code for a protein of 153 amino acids. Gene Ontology annotation, molecular function: structural constituent of ribosome. NCBI's taxonomy places the organism in Eukaryota, Metazoa, Arthropoda, Malacostraca, Decapoda, Varunidae. The transcript has 5 exons. Gene Ontology annotation, cellular component: cytosolic small ribosomal subunit; ribosome. Gene Ontology annotation, biological process: translation.